This is a messenger RNA of Fragaria vesca subsp. vesca, 753 nucleotides long. Its product is annotated as glutaredoxin-C9-like. The coding region runs from base 58 to 489 and encodes 143 amino acids. NCBI's taxonomy places the organism in Eukaryota, Viridiplantae, Streptophyta, Magnoliopsida, Rosales, Rosaceae. The transcript has a single exon. The record is from RefSeq and is a predicted model, not a curated record.
CACCCUCUCUUCUCUUCUCUCAAAUCAAUCUCGCAAAAUCUCACAAAAUUUGAUAUAAUGCAAGCUAUUCCAUACGGAUCGUGGGCGUCCGGCGCCCACUUGUCGACGACACGGGAGCAGCAUGACGUUUCGGUUUCUGCUCCGACGACGGUGGCAGCAAGCGUACAGAAACUGGUGUCGGAGAAUGCCGUUAUAGUCGUUGGGAGGCGCGGCUGCUGCAUGAGCCACGUGGUGACGAGGCUGUUACUCGGCCACGGCGUGAACCCAACUGUUUUCGACGUGGACGAGGACGACGAGGCCGCUGUUGUCGUUGAGCUACGUAAGAUGAUGACGAUCGUCGGAGAUGAGAGUGUUAUUGACAAUUGGCCGCAGUUUCCGGUGGUUUUCGUCGGCGGGAAGUUGUUUGGUGGUUUGGAGAAGGUUAUGGCGACGCAUAUUUCCGGCGAGUUAGUUCCGGUGUUAAAAGAAGCUGGAGCUCUCUGGCUUUGACUUUUGAUGAGUUACGUUUUACGGAGUGGUUUCAUUUCACCCAUUUACGUUUUGGUUCUUCUGGGUUUCUGAAUAUUGGGGUGGCUGGGUAAGCUGUUCCUUUUCCAGAAUUGAGGGAGAGAUUUGGUUUAAUUUGGAAUUCCAGGCUAUGCAAGCAGAGCUUAUUUUGGUUUUCCUAUCCUAACUUGUAUAUUCUUUGAAAGUAAUGGAGAGAAAUACUUGUUAGAUCGAAAUUAAUCACAGAUCAUGCAUCUCAUUGUCUUC